AAUCGGCCCACCCCACCCGACCUCGUAUCCACCGUCGUCUCUCGCUAAUCUUUCUUUAUACUCGCCGCCCACCUGCCGCCGCCCCGCCUACCUUGUGAAUCUCGACCGCCCUCGCGCCGCUGAUCCGCCGGAGCCCGAACCCCCUCUCGCCGCCGGUAAAGGAUCCGUUGCACCUCCGCCCUCCUCAUCUUCCUCGGUCUACUAGGUCACGCGAGUCGCGGCGGACGGAGGCGGAGGAGAUGGCGGCGAACCUCGAGGACGUGCCCUCGGUGGAGCUCAUGACCGAGCUGCUCCGCCGCGCCAAGUGCAGCUCGAAGCCUGACAAGCGCAUCAUCCUCGUCGGUCCACCUGGCUCUGGGAAGGGAACACAGUCGCCCCUUAUCAAGGAUGAAUACUGUUUGUGCCAUUUAGCCACUGGUGAUAUGCUGAGGGCUGCUGUCGCUGCUAAGACUCCUCUGGGGAUCAAGGCUAAAGAAGCCAUGGACAAGGGAGAGCUUGUUUCAGAUGACUUGGUUGUUGGGAUUAUUGAUGAAGCCAUGAAGAAACCUUCAUGCCAGAAAGGUUUUAUCCUUGAUGGCUUCCCUAGGACUGUUGUUCAAGCGCAAAAGCUCGAUGAAAUGCUGGCAAAGCAAGGUGCUAAGGUUGACAAGGUUCUGAACUUUGCGAUCGAUGAUGCAAUAUUGGAAGAACGAAUUACUGGCCGUUGGAUACACCCAUCAAGUGGUAGAUCUUACCAUACAAAAUUUGCUCCUCCUAAGACACCUGGAGUUGAUGAUGUUACCGGGGAGCCCUUAAUUCAAAGGAAAGAUGACACAGCUGCUGUCUUGAAGUCAAGGCUUGAAGCUUUCCAUAUACAAACUGAACCUGUGAUUGACUACUACUCCAAGCAUGGCUUAGUUGCAAAUCUUCAUGCGGAGAAACCGCCAAAGGAAGUGACCGUGGAGGUGCAGAAAGCCCUUUCAUAAAGCGCCCGUUUCACCUUGAAAAUGACAUGCACCAAAACCCUUUGUCUGGGUUUCCUGGAAGCAAUAAACUGGUACCGCAUCGUAGCGUUUUUUAUUUUCCGUAUGCCAUGUGCGCGAUAGCACCAUUUUGUUACAGCUUUUGCAAGCUCGGGAUUGGUCUGAACAGUUUUAGCGGUACAGAGAUGAUUACAGCAACUCACCCUUGACAAAAUUUCCUUGCUGUGUGGUUCUACUUCUUGUGAUCAUGCCUUUGUUUUGAUCUUUUGCUAUGUGUUACUACCCAGCAAUGUGUAGUAUGUACAAUUGUGUGAUGUAAACCAUAUGUUGGAUCAAUGCAUAUAUCUUCACUGCGGCCA
Molecule: messenger RNA, 1321 nt
Organism: Lolium perenne
Lineage: Eukaryota; Viridiplantae; Streptophyta; Magnoliopsida; Poales; Poaceae
Product: adenylate kinase 3
Biological process (GO): nucleobase-containing compound metabolic process
Molecular function (GO): AMP kinase activity; ATP binding
Source: RefSeq, a predicted model, not a curated record